CUCGCCCGACUACACGCCCACCUCGCAGGCCUGCUCGAGUCCCUCCUUGUGCGUGGAGGCGAGGUGAUGGAAGUGCAAACCCCCUGCUGUUGCCAGUCCUUCACAAAGGUCGCCGUUAACGCUUUGAGCAACCUAACGCCCUGCCAGUUGAAGCCCAGUCAGUCCUCCAUUCUCAUACCCAAUCUCACGGACUACUUGGCAGGCAAGGAGGAAGUGAUUGUCAAGGUUUGUCAUGAGUGA
Molecule: messenger RNA, 240 nt
Organism: Dibothriocephalus latus
Lineage: Eukaryota; Metazoa; Platyhelminthes; Cestoda; Diphyllobothriidea; Diphyllobothriidae
Source: the annotation of a GenBank genome assembly